AUUUUUAUAAUUAACCAUUGUAACUACACGUGAUUCGUGAUUCUGAUCGUGUCUCCUACCAACUCCUAUCCCGUUCACAGCGCUUCUUUCUCCGCUUCACCCGCAGUAUCAUAAAACCAAUUUCACCGGCGACUCGCCGUCACCGGCCAGCUGCCGAUGAGCAGUGCCUCGGCAAAAUCGACACUUUCACCUCAUAUUUUCCUUUCCAAUGAGAUAAACCUCCAUCACUUCAAUUUCUGCAAGCUCACUGUACUCGCGCUUGCACUUUGAAUCAUCAUGCUUCUGCACUGCAAAGCAUUUCUAACCUCAUCAUCACUGAGAGGGAUCGCUAGGCAAAUGCGUUCCUUACGAACACUGUCUUCGCACCGAGAGGAUCCAGAAAUGAAAGAUUUACUUGAUUACAUUGAUUCCUUGAAAAAUUACGAGAAAUCUGGGGUUCCUACGGGUGCAGGAACUGAUUCCAACGACGGAUUUGAUCUUGGUAGAAUGAGACGGCUAAUGGAUCGUUUUGGCAAUCCUCAAUCCAACUUCAAGGCCGUUCAUAUUGCUGGGACAAAAGGAAAAGGAUCAACGGCUGCUUAUAUAUCUAAUAUUCUGAGGACGGAAGGUUAUUCUGUUGGUUGUUAUACUAGUCCACACAUCCAGACUAUCAGGGAACGCAUUCUGCUAGGAAGAUCGGGUGAUCCUGUUUCAGCAAAAUUGUUGAACAAUCUCUUUCAUAGGAUCAAGCAGGAUCUCGACCAAGCAAUAAAAGAGGAAAAUGGUUGCAUAAGCCAUUUUGAGGUUUUCACUGCCAUGGCAUUCAUCUUGUUUGCUGAUGAGAAAGUUGAUAUUGCAGUUAUUGAGGCUGGAUUAGGAGGUGCACGAGAUGCAACAAACAUUAUAUCGAGCUCUGGUCUUGCUGCUGCAGUCAUAACGACUGUAGGUGAGGAACAUUUGGCAGCUCUUGGGGGUUCGUUGGAAACUAUUGCAAUGGCAAAGGCUGGAAUUAUAAAACAAGCCCGUCCAUUGGUGCUGGGUGGGCCAUUUCUCCCUCAUAUUGAGCAGAUUAUUCGAGAAAAAGCGGUAAUCACGGGCUCCCCUAUUGUUUCAGCAUAUGACGCUGGGAACAGCCUUGCAGUAAAAAGUUUCAGCAUAGUUAAUGGCAAACCUUGUCAAAUUUGUGAUAUUGAAAUACAAACUGUCAAGGACUUGAAACUGUCCUGUAAGUUACAUGAUUUGAAGCUGCAAAUGCCUGGUGAUCACCAACUUCAAAAUGCAGCAACUGCUACUUGUGUGGCACUCUGUCUUCGUAGUUUAGGAUGGAAGAUUUCUGAUGAAUCUAUUAGAAGCGGUUUACAGAGCACAUACCUCCUUGGAAGAAGUCAACUCCUAUCAUUGGCAGAUGCUAAGGUCUUAGGACUUACUGGAGCAACAAUACUUCUUGAUGGAGCUCACACCAAAGAGUCUGCCAAAGCACUGAUGAAUACAAUAAAGAUGGCGUUUCCCAAGGCUCGAUUAGCAUUUGUGGUUGCAAUGGCAUGUGACAAAGAUCAUGCUGGUUUUGCUCAAGAGAUUCUCUCAGGUGCAUAUGUGGAGACUGUUAUUUUGACUGAAGCUGCUAUUGCGGGAGCUGCAACUCGAACAACAUCAGCUUCUCUGUUGAGAGAUUCUUGGAUUAAAGCUUCUGAAGAACUCGGUGUCGGCAUUUGUCACGAGGGAAUGACAGAAUACAGAGAGUUAUUAAAGGAACAGCCAGUAAGCUCUGACAGCAAUUUUAGUGAUGGUAAGACCAUAUUGGCUACCGAGUCUUCUUUAAAGGAUUGCUUGAGAGUUGCAAAUGAGAUUCUAAACAGAAGAAGGGAUGAAAAUUGUGUUGUUGUCAUCACUGGAUCACUGCAUAUUGUAUCCUCAGUCUUAGCUUCUCUUGAUGAUUAAUUGAAGCUUUUUACAUAGUGUUUGUUCAACAUUCAAUAGCAAUGUACCUAUUUAGUUUAGAAUGGAUUUUUUCUAUUUAAUAGGAACAAAUAAAAAUGUCAUGUUUCUCUAGGUUUUGAUAAGAUUAUUCAACCAAUGUUUUGUACAAGUAAAUCUGAAAUUAUAUUUAUAUACCAUACCUAUUCUAGGAAA
Messenger RNA from Lathyrus oleraceus (garden pea), 2109 nucleotides. RefSeq names its product dihydrofolate synthetase. Gene Ontology annotation, biological process: folic acid-containing compound biosynthetic process. The transcript is spliced from 10 exons. Bases 277 to 1917 code for a protein of 546 amino acids. Gene Ontology annotation, molecular function: ATP binding; dihydrofolate synthase activity; tetrahydrofolylpolyglutamate synthase activity. NCBI's taxonomy places the organism in Eukaryota, Viridiplantae, Streptophyta, Magnoliopsida, Fabales, Fabaceae. Gene Ontology annotation, cellular component: cytoplasm. The record is from RefSeq and is a predicted model, not a curated record.